Synchiropus splendidus (mandarinfish) is the source of this 1465-nucleotide messenger RNA. RefSeq names its product cellular repressor of E1A-stimulated genes 2 (gene creg2). The transcript has 4 exons. Lineage: Eukaryota; Metazoa; Chordata; Actinopteri; Syngnathiformes; Callionymidae. The record is from RefSeq and is a predicted model, not a curated record. The coding region runs from base 62 to 904 and encodes 280 amino acids.
CGUGUCUCAGCAUGUGCCGCCAAACGUGAUGUAAACAAGCGCGGCGGCCAUACUUGCCAACAUGCGCCCGUGGAACCUUCCUCUGGCGCUCCUCGCCGCCCUCCUCUCCUCCACCGUCUCUUACACGCUGCGGGGCUCGGUGUCUUGGGUGGUCGACUCCAGCGAUGUGGUGGAGGACUCGUCCGAGGAGGUCGCCCCGGCCCUGUUGGUGGACGGAGGCGGCUUAUGGAAGCAGGCGUACCGCUCCUCCUCCAGCGUCCUCCGCGAGAGUGCGGAAAGUCCGGCGGAGCGUGUGGAAGAGGAAAACAACGACGUGACUCAGCUGUCUUCUCGCCUGUUCUCCUAUCGUUUGGAGAAGGUCAAGUCCAGAGCCGGAGGCGGUGACCCUCCCCCGCACCAGGAGCUCGCCAGGACCGCCAGAUACAUCGCCCACAACAGUGACUGGGGACACCUGUCCACCAUCUCCACCCAGGAUACGAUCAAAGGCAUUCCCUUUGGAAACAUCUUCUCGGUCAGUGAUGGCCCCCUGGACAACAGCACCGGCGUCCUCUACUUUUACAUGACGCCGAUGGACAACAGCGUGGCUGAUCUGAAGAGCAACCCUCACGCUUCGCUCACAUUCUCGGAGGCUGAAGGUGAAUUCUGCAGGAAAAAGAGGUACGACCCUGAGGACCCCAGAUGUGCUCGACUGACUCUAACUGGGAAGAUGGUGGAGGUCCCUCUGCAGGAGCUGGCAUUUGCUAAAGAAGCAAUGUUCUCCAGACAUCCUGACAUGGUAAACUGGCCCGUCGGACACAAGUGGUUCUUCAUGAAGCUGGAUCUGAUCCAGGUCUGGCUGCAGGACUGGACUGGUGGUACGACUGUUGUUCCUCUGGAGGAGUACUUUAGAGCGACGCCAUUCUGAGGGACACAACGUUAAGUGCCUGAGAGCAACGAGACCGUGAGAGGAGCGUCCGAAUGGGUCACAGGAGGUCGUUUCACUUGAAUGUAUUCACAGAACCUUGAAGCUUUUGAAUGACUGAAGUCACAUCUGGCAUGUAAUUAUUUGCUUAAAAGUGUGUGAAUAAACGGUCGCAUUCAACCGGCCUUGCUUGUGAUUGUAAGCAGAAUAACAUUAAUCUUUCGAAUUUACACGCUGGUGACGCUGAAGAGUUGUUUUAAUUUCACCAUGCGCCCACUAGAUGGCGUAAUUUCUGCGGGUUGUGGCAGCAAGCCGUUGAUGUCGAGUUGCGCAAGCUCCUGAUCAGGAGCUGAAGAUGGUGGUUGUAGAUUCGAAUACGAUGGCGAAUGACAAUAUUAUAAGAUGAUGAUGAUCCAAUAUUCUCAUAAGAAAUCUGAAAAAUAUGGCUCAUUGGUUGCUAUUUUAACUUAUUCUUGUUUUUUCCUCACCUUCUUACAUGCUCCUUAAAUUAUUAUAUUAUUUUUUCCCCCAUUAAUGCAGGAUUAUUUACACUUUUUCUUUUCU